GUGAUGCAGAAAUUGACAACGCGUUAUUUCAGGCACAAAAGGAUCAUGAGGAUAUAGAAGAUGAUGAAUUUGAAUCGUUUAUAGAUGAGAAAAUACCAAAAGAGCAGGAAAUAGAUAUAUUUGGACAAACUGGUUUGACUACUUGCACAAAAAGCAAUAAAAGAAAAUUUAAUAUUCCUCCUAAAUCGACAAAAGAAGAAGUAAUUAAUUUGAUGGGAAGUUUACCUAUUAGAAUUUACAUUGGUGGAUCAGCCGGAGUUGGAAAAAGCGUAUUAAUAAACGCUAUUUAUCAGGUUUUAUUGAAUUACUUUAAUGAAGACCCUGGGGAAAAAAACAAUUCUGUAAAAAUAUUACUAUGCGCACCUUCUGGUAAAGCGGCAUUUUUAAUAGGUGGUGUAACAUUACACACAGCUUUUGCUUUACCAAUAACACAGUAUGGUGGACAAAUGCCAGAACUCUCUGCUGACGUAGCGAAUACUAUUCGCGAGAGCUUGUUUGAAUUAAAAUUACUAAUUAUAGACGAAAUUUCAAUGGUAGGUAGUACGAUGUUCAGCAGAGUAGAUACAAGAUUAAGACAAAUAAUGGGGCGUAAUCUAAGCUUUGGAGGAGUAUCUGUUUUGGUGGUCGGAGAUUUGUAUCAAUUACCACCGGUAAUGGAUACGCAUAUUUAUUUAUCCUCAAAAUCAUGCACGCUAAGUUUUUUGGCAGAAAAUGUUCUAUGGAAUGAAUUUCAAUAUUUUGAGUUAAGCGAAAUAAUGAGACAAAAGGGAGAUAAAAGCUUUACUAUUGCCCUUAACAAUCUAGCGAGAUGUGCAAUGACUGCAAAUGAUAUUGCUAUAAUUAAAUCACGUGAAACGAAAGAAGGACACGUUCCAAAAGACGCGAUUAGAUUAUAUCCUGAUAAUUGCUCGGUAAACAGCUUCAAUAAAAUGAAAAUCGAUUCACAUGAGGGACAAUCUUUUGAAUUUAUAGCUAAAGACUCAAUUUUAGGAAAAAUUUCAAGUUUGGCAUACAAAGUUAGUCUAAAAAUAGGUAUCAAUUAUAUGAUAACUACAAAUAUUGAUGUAGAGGAUGGAUUAGUUAACGGUGCUUGUGGUAAAUUAAAACAAAUAACAUUUAUACCAGGUACAGAGGAAGCAAUUAAAAUUUGGCUUGAUUUUAAUAACAAUAAAAUUGGAUUUGAAAAACGUAGAAAGUAUAUUAGUUAUAUGAAUGAAAACUGUAUGGAAAUGAGUUUGGUUCCUAUAUCAACAAUAACAGUAGUAUUGAACAUAAAUGAAAGAAUGGGAUAUCAAAUUGUGAGACAACAAUUUCCAAUCACACCUGCGGAAGCAUUAACAAUACAUAAAAGCCAAGGACAAACCUACGAUAAA
Molecule: messenger RNA, 1373 nt
Organism: Vollenhovia emeryi
Lineage: Eukaryota; Metazoa; Arthropoda; Insecta; Hymenoptera; Formicidae
Product: ATP-dependent DNA helicase PIF1-like
Exons: 3
Biological process (GO): telomere maintenance; DNA repair
Molecular function (GO): DNA helicase activity
Source: RefSeq, a predicted model, not a curated record